UGGCUGGGAAUGGUGUCAGGCCGGGGUUUGCCGUUCCAGCCCUAGCGGGAGGCGACUGAGGGGAAGAGGACCCGGGGCUGGCACCGGCCCUGUCCGUUCCUAUUGCAUUCCGGUCCCGCUGGAGGAUUCCCUACCGCCGUGCCUGGGCCGAUGGGGGGAGUCGGACCUGGGAAGGAGCCGCUGGAGCCGGGCCUGCUUCAGGCCAUGAGCCCGAGCCUGGAGGUGAAGGUGGUCUCCCUGUUCCUCCUCUUGCUGCUGACCGCCCUCAGCGGCCUGCUGCCCCUCUGCGUGUUCCGGAGAGCGGCUGGAGGAUCCGGGAGCGCGGGUCAGCGGCGAAUUCUUAGUCUCCUCAGCUGCUUGGCGGGUGGUGUAUUCCUAGCCACGUGUCUGUUGGAUUUGCUUCCAGAUUUCCUGUCUGACAUGGCUGCAGUGCUGGACAAGAUGAAAAUUACACUACAGUUCCCCCUGCCGCUUUUCAUAGUGGUGAUGGGCUUCUUCCUGGUGCUGAUCAUGGAGCAGAUCGUGUUGGCGUGUCGCGACCAACCCAGCAACCUUGAGGAGACCCGGUCACUGCUGGGCAGGUCGCCCAGUGGGAACUUACACACUCAGCACCACUUCAGCUCGGGUGAGAGCGGAGCUCAGUGGGAAGAAGCUGGGCCCCACCUCCACGUGGACUUCAACUCCCACUCGGCCAUCCGCUGCCUGGUGCUGGUGCUGGCACUGUCCCUGCACUCUGUCUUUGAGGGGCUGGCAGUGGGGCUACAGGAGGCCAGUUCCAAGGUGGUGGAGACCUGCGUUGCCCUCUCGGUCCACAAGUGUAUCAUCGCCUUCAGCCUGACCUUGAAACUGGUGCAGAGCCGGCUGAAGUGGACGGUGGUUGUCGGCUGUGUCAUGGUCUUUGCUGUCAUGUCCCCUCUGGGGGUUGGUCUGGGUAUCGCUGUGACGGAGGAUCCCAGCCACCAGCUGGUUCGAUGUGUGCUGGAGGGAGUGGCUACGGGAACCUUUAUCUACAUAACCUUCAUGGAAAUCCUGCCUCACGAACUCAACUCCCCCCAUCAACGGCUGUGCAAAGUCAUCAUGUUGAUCCUGGGUUUUGCAUUAGUCACAGGGGUCCUUUUCAUUCCAGGGUAAGGGCUGUGGUUAGGAUAAUCUCGUCUCACCACCAUCAGCUGUCACUCUGUCCAAACAACCCUUAAACUCUCCUGACAGCUCCAUUUCAGUUCCCAUUUACAGCAUUCAUUCAUUCAUUCAUUCAAUGCAAUCGUGGCUGAACUGUGCCCUCACUGUAUCUCUGUCCCUUGGCUGCUUAUCUCUCAAUAUCCUGGGCAAGCAAAACCUGUCCAAACUUCAAAUGUGUGAUCGAUCUGGCCUUGUCAGCUUUUCGUCGGUGGAUAUGUCACACUUCUCCUCGUCCAUAUUUGCUUCAUUCCUCCUCCACGUGAUCUGUCACAUUCUGCCUCCUCCCCCCUGGACUGUGUUGCCCAGCGGGGAAUGUUUCUCUCCAUCUACCCUAUCAGUUCUUUUCCAAAACCCUCAAUCUACCUUUAACCUUACACAGUGUUCUGUUUAAAUUCUGGUUUCCCCUCUGGCAAGCUGAUUUGAUUGCCUAUUUUCACACCCAGUCGAACGGAUGUCAGAAUUAUGGUCCACCUGAGGAAUCGCGGGCUGGAUUUUCAAAGAGUGCCAGUUGUCUGAGCGGCUGGAGUUUGAGUGUUCAGAGGUAGUACUGAAUGGAGCUGGGUGCAUUUUGACUGCAGCCCCUGGGCUGACUAGUGGCAUUCCCUUUUGCACAGAAGAAUGACAGUCUGGCUCAGGCGAGUCCCACAUCAACAGGAGGACCACAGAUCAAAGCAUUGAAUGAAAUAAUGUAAUGGGAGACUGUCACUGACCUGUCCUCAGAGUAGGGGGAUAAGGCAGAGGGCUCUCCUUAUUCUGUGAGUGAGAAAUGAGCAGGCUCUUGAUGAGCUCACUGCUGUCAAUCAUUUAAACUGAAACUGAGAAUGCUGAGAGGGCCUAGUUUGAAAAGAGUUUUAUUAAAUGCGCUCUUCUGUGGAAAAAAAAGUUAGUUUCCUCUAUUUUUGGUAAACGAUGGCUUUUUAACACUUGAUUACUAAAACAGAUAUACACUUACAGGAGCCUAUAUCAAUUAUGUGGGAUUGCUUAAAACUGAGAUUCUAACACCUAAUAAUGUGCUUUAUAUUCAACCUGUCCAUAAACAUGUUGCUGUUC
Chiloscyllium plagiosum (whitespotted bambooshark) is the source of this 2229-nucleotide messenger RNA. RefSeq names its product zinc transporter ZIP1-like. Gene Ontology annotation, cellular component: plasma membrane. Gene Ontology annotation, biological process: zinc ion transmembrane transport. Lineage: Eukaryota; Metazoa; Chordata; Chondrichthyes; Orectolobiformes; Hemiscylliidae. Gene Ontology annotation, molecular function: zinc ion transmembrane transporter activity. The record is from RefSeq and is a predicted model, not a curated record.